This is a messenger RNA of Leptidea sinapis, 4321 nucleotides long. RefSeq names its product lethal(3)malignant brain tumor-like protein 3 (gene l(3)mbt). Gene Ontology annotation, molecular function: zinc ion binding. The record is from RefSeq and is a predicted model, not a curated record. Gene Ontology annotation, cellular component: nucleus. Gene Ontology annotation, biological process: regulation of DNA-templated transcription. Lineage: Eukaryota; Metazoa; Arthropoda; Insecta; Lepidoptera; Pieridae. The transcript is spliced from 11 exons. The coding region runs from base 204 to 4190 and encodes 1328 amino acids.
ACCAGUUGUGUAGCAGGUAAAUUCGUCGCUGAAUUAAAUUUAUUUUUCUUAGUGGUUUCGGAAAAUAUUUGAGCUAUGAGUUGCAUAAAAUAAAAAUUGUAAAAUCUCUCUUCAUGAUUUAGCUACAGCAGGUCACCAAAAAUGAAUUAUAAAAAAUAAAUAGACCUUUGUGAUGAUUACGGAAAUGGUCCGUAUGUUGAGAAAUGGAGCGACAAAAGUGUAAUUCACUUCAAAACUUUGACGAACCUAAAUCUGAAAUAUUGAAAAAAAGAUUAUUGAAGGCUUCUAACACAUGUACCGGUGUUAAUAUCUCCCAGAACAAUGCACACAAUGUGCUAUUGAACACAUUACGUGCGCCAAGUUCGAACAGCAUGAUUGUCUCUUCGGUGCAAGCGCCGCAGAGCUCCAUGUCCAUCACCCAUAAUUUAGUAACUCAUCCAAUUGCACCUGUAAAAAUUCAUCCAAACAAUUCUCCUUAUCAGCAUAUGCAGCUGUCCACAGUUCAUGUGCCGGUGCAGAUACCUGGGUCAACCUCCAAUAUUAAUGUUCCUGUGCAGCUUUCAAGUGGCACAAGCAGUGUUCCACUGCAGUUAGCACCCUGCAGUCUUCCAUUGCAAGUUUCCGGCACAACUACUGUGCCUGUCCAACUCCCAGCAGGAGAGACCAUCAAUGUUCCCUUACAGAUCCCUGGUAACCAGAACAUCCAGCUCACUGGUCCUUCCUUGCCAUCUAUGCCUAUUCUUCAAAACACAGCUCAAUCCCUUCAUAAUUCAAUUAUACAUCUACACAUGGGUUCAAAUACUAGGCAGGCGACUAUAGAUGGAACACAGGACAUAAGCAUAGGCAACCAACAGCUACAACUGCAGGAUUCAGGAAUGCAAGUUAAGAUGAACUCAACACCUGUGUCACAAGGACAAAUGGCAUCUAAUUCAACUAUUGUCCAAAUCCCAAAUUCAUCAAAUAGUUCAAUACAACUUCUACCAACUGCUGUAAACACUGGGGCUGUACAAUUGCGUGGCACAGCACGCACAGUCCCUCAUGUGGUUUACAUUCAAACUCCAACGGGGCUUAAACCUGUUGCCAACACAGAAGUUAUAAGUCAAGCAAGCACCAGUGGCAAUCCCCCACAAAUAAUUGUACGCAGACCAGUUGUAAGUACACCAAACAUUCAUGUUAUAUCUAAUGUUGGGAAUAAACCUAAUAUAGCACCUAAACUACCAGGUCAGAAAGGGAACUCAAUCCUUGCCCCAGCUAAUAGUGCUCAGCCAAUUGUGAUACAAAAACCAAAAUUAAAUGAAAAAAUGAUGGUCCCAGUUAGUAUAGCUCCCAACACAGCAGCAACAAAACAAGCUAUGACAUACAUAGGGUCCAUACAAAAGCCAAACAUUAAAAAUAUGCCCGAUAAGCAAUCAAUCCUUAUAUCUAGUAAUCAGGCAACUGUUAAUCCUAACAACCAAAAACUGUAUAUAACUCCUGUAAUUCGACCUCCCAGGAUGCAGAGUACGAAAUUUAUUUUGCCAGUGACUCUGCCUGCAACAAUGGCUACUAAAGGACCUGUAAUCAAUCUGCAAAUAGCUAAUGGGCAAAUCCAAAAUGACCCCCAAGGCAACAUAACUGUUAUGAGAGAUACACCAGCAGAGUCUACAGAUGUGACAUCAUUGGCGAAAAUGGUUACAGUGAAUGGCACAGAAUGUUCAGUACCUGAAAGUUCUAAAUCUGAUAAGCAGUUUACAAUAUCAAUUUCUGGUUCAAGAGCAGAGCCAACAGGAGAACAGGGAGAGUAUUCAUUGUCAAUACCAGAAACAAAUGCAUCAAUGAAUGAUGACAUUUACACAGUGUCUAUUGCUAAUGAUGAAGGUUCUCGAGAAAAAUCAUUUACACUAGCAAUCCCAGAGAAAGGAAAGAGUCUUUUGAACAAGAAUUGUAUAGACAGGAAUGAUGUGACUUUAACGGUCGCAGCACCGGCGAUAUUACGUCGCUCUAACUCUGAUAACACUGAACGGAAAGCAGUUAACGCUAAUAUUAAACGACGUAUAUCUUUGUGUGCUGAGAAUUUUAAUAAAAAUAUCAAAAUGAGUCAGCCCUUUGUAACAACCACUAUAAAAACGAAUGAACAAACUGCUAAAGUGGUUGUCAAUGAUGACCAUCGUGUGCCAUCAUUGUUUUGUGACGAGAAGUUAGAUAAAGACAGGGACUCAGAUAAUGAUGAUUACAAAGACAAAUCAGAUGCGAAAAAAACAAUGGAUAAGAAUAUAUCGAAAGUGGAAGAUAAGAGAGAAGAUCCACUUGGAUUGUUAUGGAGGAAUGGUGUUGCGGAAUUGUUAGGCAGUGAGUUGAAAUUCAAAACUAAUGAGUUUGGUCUUAUUGAUCUCAUUAAUGACACAACUCCCAAAACAUUGGAAAAGAAAGAUAAAAGCUCACCAGAGGACUUGUAUCAAUGUGAUGGAUGUGGAUGUCAUGGAAUGGCUGCCGAGUUUAUAAAUCAAAACUUCUGUAGUGUUACUUGUCAGAAUGACUACCAGAAGGCUUUUACUAAGAAGCGAGAAAGAGAAAAAGCGGAAUUAACAAAGAAGAGAAAUAAAAUGAAAAAAAUUUUAAUGUCAAAACAAAAUUCUGACUCUUUAGAAGAUAAUAAAGAAGACACUACAGAUUUGAAGCAUGGUGCAUUUCCAGAGACUCAGAUAUCAGAAGUGUUGUUGAUGAAGAUGAAUGAUGAUUUAAUGGAAAAUGACAAGUAUCCAUGGAUGUGCGGAAAAAAUGGAUUUUCCUGGAUGCGGUAUCUUGAUGUGUGUAAAGCUAAGGCGGCCCCCGUGAAGCUGUUCAAGGAUCCUUUCCCAUACAACAAGAACGGAUUCAAAGUGGGCAUGCGUUUGGAAGCAAUAGACCCUCAGCACCCUUCCAUGUUCUGUGUAGUGAGUGUGGCGGAAGUGCAAGGCUACCGGAUGCGGCUACACUUCGACGAGUACCCAGAUGUGUAUGACUACUGGGUGAACGCCGACUCCCCGGACAUAUUCCCGGCCGGCUGGUGCGAGAAGAACGGGCGGUCGCUCACGCCGCCGGCCGGCCACUCAGCCGCGCGGUUCUCGUGGCCCAUGUACCUGCGUCAGAUGAGAGCCAUUGCCGCACCACGACAGCUGUUCCCGCAUCUCACUUCCUCUACGAUAACAAAGCCCAACGGGUUCCGCGUGGGCAUGAAGCUGGAGGCGGAGGACCGCGCCAACGAGAUGGUGUGCGUGGCCACUGUUGUGGACACCCUGGACAGUCGGCUGCUCAUCAACUACGAUAGCUGGGACGACAUGUACGACUGCUGGCUGGACCCCGCCUCCCCCUACAUCCACCCCGUGGGCUGGGCGCGCGAAAACGGCGUCACCCUCACUCCGCCCAACUUUUACAAGGAUCCAGAGGCAUUUUCAUGGGAGGCGUACUUGGCAGAGACGAUGUCGUCGGCCGCGCCGCCUCGCGCCUUCAAGUCGCGGCCCCCGGUUGGAUUCAAACCCGGCAUGAAGCUCGAGGUCGUGGACAAACGGGUACCGUUCUUAAUAAGAGUGGCGACGAUCAGCGCGGUUAAGGGUCACCAGGUCCGCGUGUCGUUCGACGGGUGGCCCGAUGAGCUGUCGUACUGGUUGGAGGACGACUCGCCCGACAUCCACCCCGUGGGCUGGUGCCUCAAGACCGGCCACCCACUUGAGCCGCCGCUCACGGCGGAGGAGGUGAGCGUGGCAGGUCCGUGCGGCGUGGGCGGGUGCCGCGGACUGGGCUCGGUGCGCGGCGGCGGCCACAAGCAGCACGCGGCCGCCUCCGCCUGUCCGUACCGCGCGGAGAGCGCCGCGCGUGCAUACGAGCCGCCCGACCGGCUCGCAACCAGAUCUUGCAGCAACUCAAAGUCCAUCCAAUCUUGUACACCCACCAGCGACUUGAUCAAAGAGAAGUUACCCCGAGGACGACCUCCCAAACAUAAAAGAGUAGAAGAAGUAGUCAAAAGCGAGCAGGUGUCCGACGAGGAGUCUGUGUCGAGUAGCGGCAAGCGGCGGCGCGGCGACCCGGCGACGGAACACUCCCGCCCGCACGGCGCUCCCCCCGCGCCUCACGCCCGCUUCGCAGCGCACGUGGCGCAUCUCGCGCUACCCGCCGACCCCGCGCUCUGGACACAGGUGACACGCGGCGGACGGCCAUUUUGGACAUUUUCUUAACAUUUGCAGCUCAAUAUAUAUUGACGACCUGUAUAGCCGAGUGGUUAGCGAUCCUACCUACUAAGCUAGAGGUCCCGAGAGGUGCAAGCAUUUAUAUGAUGAAUAUGGAUGUUUUUGUUUCCGAGUCAUGG